GGGGCGGCCCCGUCUUCAGGCCCUCAGCUCCGCGGCCCAGCCCGCCUGGCGCGCCCCGACUGUGCGAAAUGGCCGACCCGGACGGGGCCAGAGUCUCCCCGCUCACCGCCCGCCGCCCCGGAAAGGGGCGCGGGGCCCGCAAGUGGAGUGUGGAGCGGAAAGGGCGCCUCAGCGUGCUGGGGACGCUGAGGUUUGAGGGGGACGGAGAGGCGGCCAUUAGCAGCCUGUGGUCCUGGAGUGCCAGGGAAAGGGAAGGGGGCUCGACGAGGAAACGCCGAGACUGAGGGGACAGAGAAAAGGCCCAAGACGUGGAAGGGAGUGAACCUCCGCUGGGUGCAACUCGCCAUCCUGGAAAACAGAGACUGCACGUGGCCUACUUAGGGAGAGGUGGAGGCAGGCGUUUGGAGAAAGAAGGAAAUAGCACGGCGGCUCCGGGAAGAGAAGAGGGGAGAUGAGCAACGUAAGGCACAGAGAGGCUGAGAAACUUGACCAAGCUUACACAACUAAUAAGUGCCAGAACUGACUCCAGAGUCCCUAUGUCUGGCUCCUACGAGCGAUGAGAUACCACAUUGAAUGAACAAAGAGUGAACUUUUACAGAUACCUUUUGUAAAAGACGUAUGUGGAGUAGUGAUGUAGUUUGAACCACGAAGGAUUUCACAUUAUGAGCUCCUCAGUUAUUGCACAUUCUCACUAUUUGGGGAAAGUUCAUGUUAGAAAACUGAACCGAUUAAUGGAUGAAUAUGAUAAGAUUUCUCCACCAAGUUCUCAGCCUGAUAAGGAGAAUCCCUUGUUGUUAACCUGAUGAAGCAUUCAAAGAAGACAUAUGACUCUUUUCAAGAUGAACUUGAAGAUUAUAUCAAAGUGCAGAAAGCCAGAGGCUUAGAGCCAAAGACUUGUUUCAGAAAGAUGAGAGAAGACUAUUUGGAAACAUGUGGGUACAAAGAAGAGGUUGAUUCCAGACCCAGGUAUAGAAUGUUUGAUCAAAAACUCCCAUCUGAAACUGUCCAGACCUACCCAAGAUCAUGCACUAUUUCACAAACAGUGGAAAACCGGUUAGCUCAGUGGCUACCAGCUCAUGACAGCAGGUGGAGACUAGACUCCCUGACCUGCUGUCAAUUCACCAGGGACUGUUUCUCAGAAAAACCAGUACCCCUGAACCUUAGUCAGCAAGAGUAUAAUAAUUGUAGCUCAUACAAGGUAGAAUCUGGUUACAAACACCUCUCCUCAGAAAACAGUUCCAAUGCCCAUCAAGCCAGUCAUAAACAGAUACAUCAGAAGAGAAAAAGGCACCCAGAGGAAGACAGAGAAAAACCAAAGGAGGAGCGGCCCAAGCAUAAGAGGGAAAAAAGUUGUGAGGAAAUAGAUUCAGACAAACACAAGAGCAUCCAAAGAAACAAAAAAGAGGUAGAAACAGUCAGGGUCAGUACACAAAAGCUUAAGAAUCGAAAGGAGAAAAAAAGUCAAGAUGUAGCCUCUAAGAAAGAGGAACGUAAGCAUAGAAAAGAGAAAAAGGAAGAAGGCAAAGAAAGAACAGAGGAGGAAAUGCUUUGGGACCAGUCUAUCCUUGGAUUUUGAAUCUCUUGAGUUGGUUCUCCUGAGGUUAAAUUGAAAAAAUAGUUGAGGACCUUGGUUUUAUGAUGUUCAUGUUCAUAUCACUUUUCGCAUGUGAACAGGUAUUUUAACUUCUAACAAAGGCCAAGUGAACAGAAAGUAUUUAGUAUGUUUACUCUCCAACAUAGAAAUUACUUUUCCUCAUUUUUUUUUUUUUUUGUGAGAAAGAUUAGCUCUGAGCUAACAUCUGUUGCCAAUCUUCCUCUUUUUGCUGAGGAAGAUUGGCCUUGGGCUAACAUCAGUGCCCAUCUUCCUCUACUUUAUAUGGGACGCCACCACAGCAUAGCUUGACAAGCAGUGCAUCGGUGAGCGCUGGGAUCCAAGCCUGCGAACCCAGGGCUGCUGCAGCGGAGUGCGCGCACCUAGCUACUACGCCUCUGGGCCGGCCCCUACUUUUCCUCAUUUUCUAAAAGCAUUAUUACAUUGUUCUUACAUAUAAUGUAAUUUCUCUUCAUGAGAGUAGCUCUGCUUUUAUUCAUCAAAUUGCUAUGAUGGUGGAAGUAUUUUUUUCUCAGGAGGUCAUUUAUUUUAAAUUGGAGGAUUAAUGGGCUUUGCAGAAUCUAUUUCUUGUUUGGGUUUGUUAUAGUUUGGUGUGGGGUAUUUUCAUAUUCAUUAGUUUUCUCUAUGAGGCAAUUUAGAUUGAUUUUUUUUUCCUUUGUUAGAUCUAACUUGCAGUGUAUUUUCUAGAUUGGAAAGUGGAAAAUGAAAUACAUUAUAAUAAUAAUGAUUAAUAAUAAUUAUUUUAUUUUAAAACUAUAGGUUACCUAUAGUUUUAAAAGUUUCAAAGAAUCUUUAUACAAAAUCAGUUUAUAUUCUGCAAAUGUUUAUAAUAAAUUGUUCUAAUUUCUGCA
Diceros bicornis minor is the source of this 2463-nucleotide messenger RNA. RefSeq names its product lysine-rich coiled-coil protein 1-like. The transcript has 5 exons. Lineage: Eukaryota; Metazoa; Chordata; Mammalia; Perissodactyla; Rhinocerotidae. The record is from RefSeq and is a predicted model, not a curated record. The coding region runs from base 803 to 1576 and encodes 257 amino acids.